Messenger RNA from Orbilia oligospora ATCC 24927, 921 nucleotides. RefSeq lists its product as uncharacterized. Gene Ontology annotation, biological process: transcription by RNA polymerase II. Gene Ontology annotation, molecular function: protein heterodimerization activity; transcription coregulator activity. The transcript has 2 exons. Gene Ontology annotation, cellular component: SAGA complex. Lineage: Eukaryota; Fungi; Ascomycota; Orbiliomycetes; Orbiliales; Orbiliaceae. The record is from RefSeq and is a predicted model, not a curated record. The coding region runs from base 1 to 921 and encodes 306 amino acids.
AUGGCGAAUGACCGUUUCAAGUACAAGUUGGAAAUCCAACAGAUGAUGUUCGUUAGCGGUGAAACCGGAGAACCUUCGCCUGAAACCACCGGUAUCAUCGAAGACAUCGUUCGCGGACAAGUUAUCGAAAUGUUAAUACAAGCUACUGCCCAAGCCGCUAGGCGAGGCUCUCGUUCUAUAUCAACUGAUGAUCUGAUAUUUCUUAUCCGCCACGACAAAGCUAAGGUAUCUAGGCUACGAACCUACCUCUCCUGGAAAGAAGUUCGAAAGACCGCAAAGGAUCAAGAUAGGGACGUGGAUACUGCCGACCUUGUGGAGGACUCUGCUGCUGGCGAUGCGCUCAAAAUGCGACAGAAGCGGGCCAAGAUUUCCUUGCCGUGGGAGGUUGCCUCCUACUUCAGCGAGCAACCCCCCGAAGGCGAUGACGAAGAUGACGAAGAGGAAGCUGAGGCCAAUGUUGCCACCCUUGCUAGGUUAAAAAGCGCUGAUGAACGGACAAAAAGCAUGACUAAAGAUGAAUAUGUUCACUUCUCUGAGUGCAGACAAGCCAGCUUUACUUUCAGAAAGUCGAAGCGAUUUAGAGAGUGGGCUGGGUUCGGCAUGGUUACGGAUGCAAAACCUAACGACGACAUUGUUGACAUCCUUGGCUUUUUAACCUUCGAGAUAGUACAGGUGCUCACUGAGGAGGCACUAAGAAUAAAGGAUGCAGAAGAUAAGCUUCAAACUUCGAAUAAAGAGAACGAUAAAAAAAGAAAGAGAGAUCGGUUUCUAUUCGACGGGCCCGGUGAAGGUAGGACUCCUGUGGAGCCUCGUCAUAUCGAGGAAGCUUUCCGGCGACUACAGCGGCCUCGAGCAAAAUCCAAAGCUAUGCGUAAUUUUGAAGGCGGCGGGGUUAUGAAGACCCGUGUGGGACUUAUGUAA